Molecule: messenger RNA, 1468 nt
Organism: Theobroma cacao (cacao)
Lineage: Eukaryota; Viridiplantae; Streptophyta; Magnoliopsida; Malvales; Malvaceae
Gene: NIT4
Product: nitrilase 4
Biological process (GO): detoxification of nitrogen compound
Molecular function (GO): nitrile hydratase activity; nitrilase activity
Source: RefSeq, a predicted model, not a curated record
UUGAAUAAAAAAAAGGAAUCCAGAAAGCUCUGGUACCCAAAACGGCUAAAAACUUUUGAAACCAUAACUCUUUUCCAGCAUCAGCCUUUAUUACAACAAGUUCCGUAUGCAAACUUCUCCACUGUCAGACAAACAAAACGACAUCUCAACUCCUACACACAAAACUAUGUCACUAGUCCCCGCCCCACCACCAUCACAGCCUGACGGGCCGCUCUUCGCCGAGGUCGACAUGGGUGGCGACUCCUUCGCCCCCACCAUCCGAGCGACCGUCGUCCAAGCUUCGACCGUUUUCUACGGCACCCCUGCUACUUUAGAUAAGGCGGAGAGAUUGUUGGCUGAAGCAGCAGGGUACGGGUCCCAGCUGGUGCUGUUCCCAGAAGCCUUUGUAGGAGGAUAUCCACGUGGCUCGAAUUUUGGUGUUACCAUUGGGAACCGAGCUGCUAAAGGGAAAGAAGAGUUCCGGAAGUAUCAUGCUUCAGCUAUUGAUGUUCCUGGUCCUGAAGUUGACCGUUUGGCAGCCAUGGCUGGAAAAUAUAAGGUGUACUUGGUUAUGGGUGUCAUAGAGAGAGAUGGAUAUACUUUAUAUUGUACAGUUCUGUUUUUUGACUCUCAAGGUCGGUUCCUGGGGAAGCACCGAAAAAUCAUGCCCACAGCAUUGGAGCGUAUUAUUUGGGGAUUUGGAGAUGGAUCAACAAUUCCAGUUUUUGAGACCCCAAUUGGAAAAAUAGGUGCUGCCGUUUGUUGGGAAAAUAAAAUGCCACUUCUAAGGACAGCAAUGUAUGCAAAAGGUGUUGAAAUAUAUUGCGCACCUACUGCUGAUUCCAGGGAUGUCUGGCAAGCAUCAAUGACCCAUAUCGCUCUGGAGGGUGGGUGUUUUGUUUUGUCAGCAAACCAGUUCUGUCAAAGGAAAGACUACCCACCUCCUCCAGAAUAUCUGUUUUCUGGGACAGAAGAGGAACUCACUCCAGAUUCUGUUGUCUGUGCUGGAGGGAGUGUGAUUAUAUCACCAUCUGGAGCUAUUCUGGCAGGACCCAAUUAUGAUGGGGAGGCACUUAUAUCAGCGGAUCUAGAUCUUGGAGAAAUUGCACGGGCGAAAUUUGAUUUUGAUGUGGUUGGGCAUUAUUCAAGACCAGAAGUGUUUAGCUUGGUUGUGAGAGACCAUCCAGCAAAGCCAGUUACUUUCACAUCAGCAUCUGAGAAAACUGAAGACGCUUACAAAUAGUUGUGGUCUUAGGACCAAGACUUGUCUCAGUUUGCCAAAGUACAGUCCCCUCAGUAAUAAUCAGAUGAAUAAAAUGUUGUAAUGCCAUCUUAUAACUGCUGUAUUUUCCUGUAUUGAAUUUGGCAUAUCUUUCAACAGAUGUAAAUUGUUAAUACAAAUUGAUAAGUAAAACUUACUUUGUGAUUAUGUGUAUCUCCUCUAACGUUUAAACUCAGUAGUGAUACAAGUCUGCUUCUGUUAAUCUCA